Ramularia collo-cygni is the source of this 324-nucleotide messenger RNA. RefSeq lists its product as uncharacterized. The transcript is spliced from 3 exons. The coding region runs from base 1 to 324 and encodes 107 amino acids. NCBI's taxonomy places the organism in Eukaryota, Fungi, Ascomycota, Dothideomycetes, Mycosphaerellales, Mycosphaerellaceae. The record is from RefSeq and is a predicted model, not a curated record.
AUGGGCAAGCAAGAAUGGAUCUUCAUCAUUCCCGACAAGGCGAAUUCACUUGAAGCGAGAAUGAAAGUGAGACCACAGCAUCUCGAAGAACUCAAACCUCAUGUCGAGAGCGGCGCGAUUGUUCUUGGAGGAGCAUCCUUAGAUGAACCUCUACAAGAGGGAGUUGGCAUGAAGACGAAUGGUAGCGUAAUCAUUAUUGAGAGUGAUUCGGAAGCUGAGGCGAGGAGGAUUGUUGAGGGGGAUGUUUAUUAUACUUCUGGGGUUUGGGAUGUUGAGAAGAUCAAGAUGAUGCCUUUUGCGAGCGCGAUACGGAAGGGGAAGUAG